AAUGUGGCGGGGGCAGCCGUCGCUUGGAUUGGCGUGGUGGUGGUGGGGAGCCUAGAGGUUUCAAUGGAUAAAGGUCGGAUACUCGGGGCCGGAUCCUGAACAUCCUGUAGGGCGCAGUCCUAUACACGUUUAGGCAGAAAUAAGUCCUGCAGCUCCGGGGAAUUGUAGGGAGUUGUAGGAUUUAUUUUUGUCUAAACAGGCAUGUGAUUAUUUAUGUAGCUGUUAGAUUUAUAUCCCAGCUUUUUGUUUUUAAAGAACUCAGAGUGGCUUCCAUCGUUCUGCUGCUGCUCUCCAUCUUAUCCCACAACAACAACCCUGUGAGGUAGGCUGGAUUGAGAGUCUGUGGCCCAAAGUCACCCAGUUCUCUCCAUGGCUGAGUAGGGAAGAGCCCAGAUUGCCUGAGUUGCAGUCCCAUGCUCUUAAACACUAUGCUACAGUGGCUCUCAUCCUUACUAACCCCUCUUCACUCACAUAUUUGGUGAAAGAGUGGGUCCUCAUCUUCCUCCUUUCUAAUUAAUUUGGGAAAGGAGGCUUCUAAAACUGCAUUAGUAACUUAAAUGUAGAGCCGCUUGGAGAGGGGGUUUAGCAAUCUGCUGCUAGAGAUUAAGCGUGUGACUGGAAUGGUAAUUUAGCGCUGUGACACUUGAUUUCAGUUUUGUGGGAAAACUGUCUUUGGGGUUUCUUGCACUCAAUUCUACUUAUCCUUUCAGUCCCUCAAAAGAAGCACAAGUUUCUAAUUCAGGGAUCCUGAGUCAGGAGCCCCAUAUGAUAAAGAAUUAUUAUUUAUUUUUAAUGUAAGUACAUGAAUUUGUAUGAAAUGCAUGCAACUUUCUAGCAAGUAUACAUAGGCUUUAACAAAAGUGCAUCAAUCAUCCAAAUAAGUAUCUGUUUUAAGGUGGUGUAUAUAAGCUACCUGCUCGUGUAUCUACAGCAUUAUAAGGUCCUCAGUUCAUUGUAUUAUAGGAAGUGAAAAUCCUUCCAAUUUGUGGUUUCACUCUUUUAGCUGUCUAAAGGGCACAGAAAAGUGAUUUCACUUUCCAUUUGUUAAUUUAUAUGAAACAGGUAAACUAUUUUUUAAAGUGUAUACAUCACUAAAUAUUAAAGACUGCUCCAAUACAAAAUUUAUUUGUGUAAUAAACUUCUCCUGAAAAGCAAUUAGAGGAUAUUGCCAAAAUAUGUUUAAAUGAAGGAGUAGCUGUAUUGUAUUAUCAGCAAAUAACUGAAUUUGACUAUACGAAUAUACAAGAUGUUGCAGUAUCCAUUAGAGAUGAAAUAAAGGUUUUGCUGAAUAAGAGUUCAUAGACAUGACAAUUAGAUCCUUGAUGUAUCUAAACAUGAGGAAUAAUUGUGAUAAAGGUUAGAGCAGCCUUCUCCUAACAUGUGCCCUUUAGAUUGCAAAUGCCAACAUGGAAAAGUCGGGGGUGGAUGGCUAGGAAAUUACAGUUACUCUGGGAACAAAUUGGUAGAGUGGCAGAAGGCAAUAUAGGUGAUAAGAUAAGGCUAGGGAAGUUCAUAUAACAUGCUGCAGAACAUGGAUCUUGAGGAAGGGGCUGCAAAUGGCUUGCUAUAUAGAGAGAAAGAAGUUGCUUGACAAGUGGAAAGGGUACACUAUUCCAGGCAAAAGGAGAAAUACCAUGGUAGGAAGAAAGGAGACAUGUGAUAGAUGGGAAGGAUAAAAGGUAGAAAACAAGUUGAGAUACAUAGGUCCUCAUGGCAUGAUUUAAUGAUACUGUGAUGAUACAGAAAGAUGGCAAAGAUGAGCUGUAUUUUAUGCUGAAGGCUAUAUUACCUCAGGGUAAUCCAUCGGGCUGGCAGUGGGUGGGACUGGGUGACACGAGAGCCAAAAGUGAGCAGGGACGCCACACCCCUUCUUUCUCUGUGCCCCCCUUUCCCCCCUCUCUCUGUCCUUGUAGUUUGACUGCAAAGUUGCAUUUUUGGUCAUUAAAAACUUGAUAAUAAGUAAGAUGGUUUCUUGAAGGAUCACCUUGUCCCAUAUAAACCUACCCGCCCAUUGAGGUCUGGGCAUGACAUCCUUCCAAAAGAGCCAUUCCUAAAGAAAGUGAAAAGAAUGGCAAUUAGAAGGCCAUUUUGGUGGCUGCCCCUCACCUUUGGAAUGGGCUCCCUACAGAGGUCACUGCUUUAUUUUGGCGCCAGGUGAAAACUUUUCAUAAGCAUUAUGAGACCUGAUUUUUAACAACUGGUUAUCUAAAAAAUCAUGUUCUGCCAGCAGUUGGGUUUUGUUUUGGGUUUAUUUUAUUUCAUAUUCAGGAAUUCUAAUUGUUGUCUUUAUUUUAUUGUUGUCUGUCACUUAGAGCCCUGUCUGGUUAUUCAGCAGCCCAUAAACGCAAUCAAUCAAUCAAUAGGUAAGAGUGUCAUGGCAGAAACAUAUUGUAUUAAUGGAUACCAGCUGUAUAAAAAAGAAAAAGAAAAGACAAAAUGAGAGCAGAGAAGAAAAGGGAAGGAUGUGAAUGGAUCAUAGAGGAAUGUGUGGCUGAAGAUGUUCUGGGGCUGAGGAAGAGCAGGAUAGCUGGAAAAGAAGCUACAGGCUGGAAUGAAAAAACUCUGCCUUGAUCUGGUCAGAGGCUUGUGGCUCUUGAGCAAAAGGAAAAAGACUCCAAAUAAUCAAAGGAUCAACUAUAUAAAGCUAGCAUAAUUAAUAGAAAAUGAAGAUAUUGCAGCCAGUUAUGUUUUGCUUGUGUGAACUUUGAAUUAAAGGGAAAAUGCCAGGCAAAAAACCAGACACAGUAUACUUCAGUACAAAUGGUUUCUAAUAAAGGUUCAUCUGAAAAUAAUGUCAACUUGUAUUUAUCCAUCUUAUGCUACAGAUUACUUUAGGGAGAAGGAAUAUUUUAGUGUUGAGGAUAUGUAUGGAAAGGAGUAUGUGCCAUAUAAGAUGAUUUUUAAAAGAAAUCAUAGCUAUUUAUUUUUAGAAAGGAAUAUCUGGAUUGUACUUGUUGUAAGUAAUUAUGUAUUUUACUUCUGUUUUUAAAAUGUAGGAUUGGGAUAACCAACUAUUAAUUGUCCACAUAAGAAGAUCAAGCAACCAUUACAGUGGUUAGUGGACAACUAUUAAUUGUCCACGUAAAAUUAACUAAACAGCAUUUAAUAUUAUCCAAAGGAAAAAUAUUUAACCAUACUGAAGAAUAUUCUAUCUUCCCAGUUUGACUGAUGUUAACUAUUGCUAUGUUUUGGAUAAAAAGUAGACCAAGGAAUAAGACAUUUCGAAUACAAAGGAAUUUAAGCUUGAAUAAAGAAGAUUGUGCAAUGUUUAACCUGUUUUAUCCUCAUUCUUUCUGGAAUUUGAAUUUAUAUUUGAUUCAGUUAUCCUAAAGUAUACUCUAAAGGACAGAUAUUUCUAUUAAUUAGUCAUAUUGCAUGUAUAUUUGAGAUGCAAAAAGCUUAUGACAGAACAUUUGGAAUAAUUUCUGAGUGUUUUCCUCAGUAAAACUGGACAAUGAGAACAACUGGAUUCAUUUCCUUAGGGGUAUUAGCAUCAUUGCUUUGCUGUCAGCUAAUAACCUCUGCCGAACAUGAGGAUAUAGUGCAACAUGCAAUAAAAUUGCAUCGUGGGAAAGGAGCUGCUGUUACACAAAGGAAACAGUGGCUUGUAGAAAACUGCAGAAAGCUCUCUGGCCUCCUGCAUCAAAAGAAUGUAGUUCUCAACAAACUAAAAAAUGCAAUAAGAGCAGUGGAAAAGGAUUUGGGGCUGUCACUUGAAGAGAGGACUUUUCAGGUUCACACAUUUGAAAUUUUUCAAAAAGAGCUAAAUGAAAGUGAAAACUCGGUCUUCCAAGCGAUCCAUGGUCUCCAAAGAGCUCUACAAGGUGAUUACAAAGAUGUUGUGAACAUGAAAGAAAGCAGCCGGCAGCGAUUGGAAGCUUUGAGAGAAGCUGCAAUAAAGGAGGAAACCGAAUACGUUGAACUUCUAGCAGCAGAAAAGCAUCAAGCUGAAGCCCUGAAAAACAUGCAGCAUCAAAAUAAAAGUUUAUCGAUUCUUGAUGAGAUUCUUGAAGAUGUAAGAAAAGCAGCUGAUAGGCUGGAAGAGGAGAUAGGAGAGCAUGCCUUUGAUGACAACAAGUCAGUGAGAGGAGUUAAUUUUGAAGCUGUCUUAAGAGUGGAAGAGGAUGAAGCAAACACUAAAAGAAAUAUUUCCAAAAGGGAGGUGGAAGAUGAUUUGGGGCUAAGUAUGCUUAUUGAUUCUCAAAACAAUCAGUACAUACUUACUAAGCCCAGAGAUUCUACAAUUCCACGUGCUGAUCAUCAUUUUAUAAAGGAUAUUGUGACCAUAGGAAUGUUAUCUUUGCCUUGUGGCUGGCUUUGCACAACAAUAGGAUUACCAACUAUGUUUGGAUACAUUAUUUGUGGAGUGCUCUUGGGACCAUCAGGAUUAAACAGCAUUAAGUCAAUUGUACAGGUAGAGACUUUGGGAGAGUUUGGUGUAUUCUUCACAUUGUUCCUGGUUGGCCUGGAGUUUUCCCCUGAAAGAUUAAGAAAGGUAUGGAAGAUAUCAUUACAAGGACCCUGUUAUAUGACACUCCUGAUGAUUGCAUUUGGCUUACUGUGGGGACACUUUCUACAAAUUAGAGCAACUCAGAGUGUUUUCAUCGCUACUUGUUUAUCAUUAUCAAGCACACCAUUGGUAUCUAGAUUCCUUGCAGGGAGUGCCCGGGGAGAUAAAGAAGGAGAUAUUGACUACAGUACUGUUCUGCUUGCAAUGUUGGUGAUGCAGGAUGUACAGCUUGGCCUGUUUAUAGCUGUCAUGCCAACUCUUAUUCAAGCUGGAGUUGGCACACAUUCCAGCAUUAUCAAGGACAUAAUGAGAAUACUGACAUUGACUGGACAAAUUCUCUUUUCUCUGGCUGCUGUCUUACUUAUAUGUCUUGUUUUAAAGACAUAUCUAAUAGGACCAUACUACCGCAAGUUGCAUACAGAAAGCAAAGGAAAUAAAGAAAUCCUAGUUCUUGGAAUUUCAGCUUUUAUGUUCCUUAUGUUAAUGAUCACAGAGGUAUUGGAUGUUUCAAUGGAACUGGGAUGUUUCCUAGCAGGAGCACUUAUUUCUUCUCAGGGUCACAUGAUUACUGAAGAGAUUAUGUCUUGUAUUGAACCAAUACGUGACUUCCUUGCCAUCAUAUUCUUUGCAUCUAUAGGCCUUCAUGUUUUCCCUACAUUUGUAAUAUAUGAACUCACGGUCUUGUUGUUUCUUACACUUUCAGUGGUAAUAAUGAAGUUUUUUCUGGCAGUACUUGUCCUUUCUAUGAUUCUUCCAAAGACCAGUCAGUACAUCAAAUGGAUAGUAUCAGCAGGCUUGGCUCAAGUCAGUGAGUUUUCCUUUGUCUUGGGAAGUAGAGCACGCAGAGCGGGUAUAAUUUCUCGAGAGGUCUACCUCCUUAUACUGAGUGUGACUACUCUAAGCCUAUUGCUUGCACCAGCACUUUGGAGAGUUGCAAUUAUGAAAUAUGUACCAAGACCUGAAAGACGAUUAAGUUGCUGAAGAUAAAAUCUUUCAUGGAGGAAGCAUCUUUAUUCAUUACAUUUCUUAUGCAGCAAACAAAAGUAGUUUAUGUUCUUCAGCAUAGUUUUACACUGACUUUAGUUUUUGAAACAAAAUUAUACAUUUUUCACAUUCUUGUCUUGGAGUAUUAAAAAAUAACAUUUGUUAAACUGAUUUUGCAACAAUUGAUUUUUAAAAAAAAAAUAGUCUACAAAUAAAAUAAUCGACUGAUGUGCCUUUUUGAGUAUUGUUUUCAGUCAGUGCAGCAAAUGUAAUUUGUAUGCAGUCUGUGGUACUAUUAAGGAACUCUGAAAUAAGUAUCCAAAAUAAAUUAGCAUCAAGGCACAGAAGAAGCAUUUUAAGUGCAAUAUGUAUGUUAGUUCUUCCAUUUGAACAUGAGGUUGAAACCUUUACUGUCUAUCAAAGGACUGAAAAUUAAUACUCCUAAGGCUGCAAUCCUGUAGCAGCUUCUUUGGAAGUAAGUACCAUUGAACUCAGUGGGACUUACUUCUGGGUAGACAUGUAUAGAAUUGUCUUGCUCAAGUGGUAUUUCCUCUAACUGAUGCAUUUUAAUUAAUGUAAAAGUCUUUGCCAUAUUUAAGAAUAUUUUUAUUGUGAUCAGAAAUGACUUGCAGUAUGAGUACAGUAUCAAGGGUUUCUUGUCUUGAUCAUGCUAAUUGUUCAAAACCAAACCAUCACAGAAAUUAAAACUAAAUUAAAACUAUUUUGGAUAUGUUAGAUUUGUGUUGCUUCAUUAGGUGAACCAUUUAUAUAAUGUAAGAAGGAACAACUUGAGCGUGUUGGAGUAUCAUAAAACAGAAUUUAAUCACAUUGAAUAAAUGUUUGAAUGCUAUACUAUUCUUAUAAAGAAGGACUUGUAAUAAAUAUUCAGAUACUGAAAAUGUAUUUCUUAAA
This is a messenger RNA of Varanus komodoensis (Komodo dragon), 6406 nucleotides long. It is a transcript of the gene SLC9D1, whose product is annotated as transmembrane and coiled-coil domains 3. Lineage: Eukaryota; Metazoa; Chordata; Lepidosauria; Squamata; Varanidae. Gene Ontology annotation, biological process: proton transmembrane transport; potassium ion transmembrane transport. Gene Ontology annotation, cellular component: membrane. Gene Ontology annotation, molecular function: potassium:proton antiporter activity. The record is from RefSeq and is a predicted model, not a curated record. The transcript is spliced from 12 exons. The coding region runs from base 3455 to 5491 and encodes 678 amino acids.